UAGAAUUUGUGCUUCAUUUUCAUAUUACUUUAUUAUAAUUCUAUGCUUAUUAUUUGCCUAAUUGAGAGGUUUGAAUUAUAUUUUGUGUUAAAAAUGAAUUUUAGAGUGCAGGGGUUUUAGUGGAAGAAUUUGAGAUUUAUUUGGGCUAAAUUGAGAAGAUGACAAGUUGAUGGAGUUGUCUGAAGUGGAGUUCCAAAUCUAUGACUCAUUUAAAGUGGAAAAAUUGCAAAUAAGGCCAAAUCUUGUGAACUUAGCAGCCCAUAUGUGAUAAUUGGAAUUGGAGCUGAAGUUUAUUAAAACCAAGAUACUCUUACGUAGCUAAAUAAAAGAGGAUUACUCCUCUUGACUUGUACGGCACCAGCAACCCAAAUCCAGGAAGAAGAAAAAAAAGAGAGAAAAGGCCCAAGAACAAAGGAAGCUGGAGAGGGUUGAGGGGUCGGGGGCUCUAUUCUUUUUGGGGGCAGAUCCAUCUAUUCGGCAGUAACGGAGCGGAUUCUGGCGGCCAGGAGGGAGAGCUGAAGCCGGACAGUCGGGGCUGCUGAGUCGCUCAUAGCAGCCUGAAGGAGGAAGGUUGGAGGUUUAGUGUUGCUGUUCAGCAUAUGAUCUCCACCAAACUGGUUGGGACCGAAAGAAGUUUGCUGAAUUCCUGAUUUCUCUAAGGCAGCACCGAUUCUGGUUUCAAGUUUCUAUUUAAAUUCUCCGUAUACACUAGUUUAAGUUCUGAAUUUGCUUCUUACAACUUUAAAUGCUUACAGCUAUUCGGUAUUUUUUUUUAGAUGAUUGGAAUAAAUUGCUAUACUCUUAUUGUCUUAGUUUAUUUUUCUAUGAGUAGCUAAAUUUCUUAGUCCAGGAGUAUGAUAAAGUUGCUAUGAUUUAGUAUAAGAUUGUGAUUUUAGUUAUGUCAAUUGGUUGAGUUUUAUCCAUUGUUCUUAUUCGCUUAAUUUGUUGUGUUAAUUUCUGGCCAAUUUUAAUAUGACUAAUCAAGUUGUUUGAGUGGAUUAAUAGAGUACAUGCCAUGCCUAUUAAUUCGAGCUCUUUUGGAUAAAAGAAUAGAUAAUUUGGCUGUCUUGUUAGGUUAUCUAUUUGGUUCUUAAAUCGGGUUUCCGUAGUUCUUUUGUGAUUAAUGGAUUUUAACUAUUGAAUUAAUUAUUUCCUAUUGAUUAAUAGUUAAAGUACGUGACUUAUUCUGGACGCCAUACGGAAUAGUCAUAUUUUUGCCUAGAACGAACCCUCAAUUCUAAUUAACUAACUAAAUCACAAAUACUAAAAAUUAGCGACUGAUUCAUAAUCCUGGACUACCUUUUAUCUUGCUAAGUUCACAAUUGUUUUCCCGUUAGUUGUUCAAUCAUUUUAUUUUCAUUCAUUUAAAUUCCUUGCAUCCAUUUUAAUUCAAGCUUUACUUUUCAGUUUCAAAUCAAACAAAUUCAAAAUUGAUUUUUUUUAGUUAGAUUAAUUUCACUUUUAUUUUUAUUAAUUAAUAGCUUUCCAAUUACUUAGUUGCAUUUUCCCCGUGGAUUCGACCCUUACUUGAGCACUAUACUACUGCGACUCGUGCACUUGCGAGGACUUAUAAAUUGUCUAUCAAUUUUUGGCGCCGUUGCCGGGGAAUUUGUUUAACUAGUUUUUUGGAAAAUUGUUAAUUAUGUUUUAUUUUAGUUAGUUGUGUUUGUUUUUCUUUUUUUUUCGUUUUUUUUGUAUGCUUGGUCGCAGGUCACUUAAUCCAGAUUUUAUUCCGCUGAACGACCAAGUUGAUUUAAUUGGCAAAAGAAGAAAAAGGAAGCUCGAAUUUGCUUCUAAUCCAACAAUGGGUGACGCGCAACUUAUGAAAGAGUUUGGGAGACCAACUGUAGGUGUCUCCCCGUCCUGCAUUGUACUAAGUGAGGCUGCCCGGAAUUAUGAUCUAAAGACGGUCCACUAUAACCAACUGCCAUCUUUCUAUGGGCUUUCUUCUGAGGAUGCGCUGAUCUUUAUCCGAGAUUUCUACGGCAUCAUCCAAAAUUUUCCCUUGCAAGGAGUGAGUGAAGAUGAGCUGAGGAUGAGGUGCUUUCCGUACACUCUCAAAGAUGCUGCUAAGACAUGGUUUAUGUCUUUAACACCUGGUUCCUUGCGCACAUGGGCUGAUGUCUACAAUAAAUUCAUUGGCAAGUAUUAUUCUCAGUCAAAAACUUCAGAAUUAAGAAGAAAAAUUGCCAAUUUUACUCAAGCUGAAGGUGAGCCAUUUCAUGAGGCGUGGGAGAGAUUUAAGAUGCUGCUCACUCAAUGUCCACACCACGGUUAUUCAUUGGCGCUCCAGAAUCAGACCUUUUAUGACGGUUUAAACCAAGGAUGUCAAGCUAUUGUUGACAACGCAGCUGGAGGAGCAAUGGGAGAGAAGACCGCGGAACAAACAUUAGAGCUUUUCGAGAUGCUUGGAGCUAAUUCCCAGCAGAAGAGUGUGAGAGGCAGGACUCCAGGAAUUUAUGAAGUGGGUGCAAGUACAGAAUUGGCCAUCCAGAUAUCUGAGCUCUCUAAACAAAUGAAGAACAUGUGCACUGUGAUGACAACAAUGAGCAUGUCUACUCCUGUUGUGAAUGCAGUACCUGAAGGUGGUUUUGAGCAAGCCCACAUGAUGAACUCCUACAAUCAUGGGCCAAGAAAUGAUCCAUUCUCCAACUCUUACAAUCCCGGUUGGAGGAACCAUCCUAAUUUCUCAUGGAGUAACACACAACAAAGCAACCAGCCACCACCUUUACAGAAGAAGCCUGCUUUGGAGGAUACUUUGCAAACUUUCAUGCAAAUCUGCACCCAAAAUCAGCAAGCAAAUGAGCAGCGUUUUCAGCGCACCGAGGCCUCUUUGAGGAAGCUAGAAGUACAAGUUGGACAGAUUGCUGAAUCUCUCCAAGGACACGUGCAAGGGAAGUUACCGAGCCACAUUGAGGAGGCAAAAGCUGUCACAGUUCUUAGGAGUGGGAAGAUAAUUGAGAAAGAUGAAAGGCAGCCCAUUUUGAAGCCACCGGAAGAGGUAGAAGCUGAAAAUAAAGAACUUGAAGCUGAAUCAGUGAAUGAGGAGACCGGGCUGCACGAAGCUGAAGAUCCAUAUGUGCCGCCUAAGCCAUAUGUUCCACCCGUUCCUUUUCCAAACAGGUUAAAAAGUUCUAAGCUUAACAGUUCUUUUGAAGAGAUUUAUAAGUUGUUGUCCAAAGUUAAUGUGAACUUGCCUCUUCUUGACAUGAUAAAAAACAUGCCUGCCUACGCUAAGUUUUUGAAAGAAUUGAGCACUAGAAAGCGUAGGUAUGAACCAAAUGAAAAAGUUUUUGUUUCUAAGGCUGUUAGUGAUGUUUUACAAAAAGAUUUGCCCCCGAAAUUAGAGGACCCUGGCAGUUUUAUAAUCAACAUUAAUUUAGGGAAUUCUAAAUCUGAAAAAGCAAUGCUUGACUUGGGGGCAAGUAUUAAUUUGAUGCCUUAUUCUGUUUACUUGAAAUUAGGGCUGAAUGAGCUAAAAUCCACUACUAUGUCCCUACAGCUUGCUGAUCGCUCUAUCAGAUAUCUUAGGGGCAUUGUAGAGGAUGUUUUAGUUCAAGUGGAUAAGUUGAUCAUUCCAGCUGAUUUUGUGGUUUUGGAUAUGGAUGAUCAUUGCAAAUAUGUGAAAGAUAUGCCAAUUUUACUUGGCAGACCUUUUAUGGUCACGACAAAAACCAUGAUUGAUGUUCAAAAUGGAAAAUUGACUAUGAGUGUGCUUGAUGAAACUGUUGAGUUUUCCAUUUUGAAAUCCAUGAGUAUGCCUGCUGAUUCUAAUUCAUGUUUUGCACUUGAUAUUCUUAAUCCGAGUGUCUCUCUAGACAAGUCACAGGAAGAUGGUCUUGAGAAUCAUGCUUUUGAGAAAGAGAAAGUUUGCAAGAAGUGCAUUAAUUGUUUGCAUCAAAAGUCCAUUUUGAGGAAGGAUUUUAAACCUGGAAUUAAAGUGUUAUUGCUUGACUCUCGUUUAAGAUUUCUUUCAGGAAAAUUAAAGUUUAAGUGGACUGGUCCGUAUGUGAUUCGCCAAGUUUUUCCCGAUGGUGCAAUUGAGCUUGAAAAUCCAAAAUCUGGGAAUAUUUUUAAAGUGAAUGGUGAGAGAGUGAGGAGCUAUUCAAGCAGUGAAGAUUCUUUUGAGCAAGUUUUAUUUCAAGAGGUUACUGUUUUCGUUUGAAGUGCAUUCAGGGAGUAUCUUUUUCUUUUUCUUUUUUAUUAAUCAUUCAUUGUGCAUAUUGUUUAAAAUAAGUGUGGGGGGAGGAGUAGCUCUCAUUUUUUUUUAGUUCUAUCUUAGUUAAAAAAAAAAAAGAAAACUGCAGAAAAAAAUUCAGAAAAAAAAAACUGUUUUUCUUGCUUGGAUUUGAGGGAAAUGUAAUUUCAGGAUUACUUUUUGGUUUCAAGUUGUGAAAAUUUUCCCUUUCAUUGGUAUGUGGUAUGAUUGGUGGUUUCCAUGAUAGAUAUUCUCUUGAAUUUGAUUGAGUUCUUCACAUUGUUUUUACUUGGAGUCAAUUUCUUAGCUUCUUGUGUCAUUAAUUUUGAUGUACUUUUCAAUUCUUUAUGAUCUUUUAGGAUGCAUCUUGAACGUUCUUGGAAAGAGUGUGAGUCCUUUGACUUUUAGCUAGCAUGAUAGAACUUGUCUUGUUGCUCUUUUGGAAGCUAAGUUAUAGUGCAAAUUGAUUGAGAAGUGAUCUAGGCCAUUUUUCAUAACCCGAGACUUUUAGCCUACCCUUUGCAUUUUAUUUCCGCUUGCUACCCCUUUGAGCCUACUUGAUUUAAAGCAUUAUACCGUGCUUUUGACUAAUAAUUUCUUUGUGAUAACCUAUCAUUAUUUACCCGAGCCCAAAUAGCCAAAAAUUUUCCCUCACCCUUGAGUUGACAUUUUUUUUACUUAAAUUGUGACUUGGAAGAGUUUUCAUCUUAUUGGAGCAUUUCUUUUUCCGGCAGAUUGUAUAUGUAAUAUACUUCUGGCAGCUUGACGUUUCCUUUUAGAAGUAGUGUUGAUGUAGCAUUCAAAAAAAAAAAAGAGCUGAAAAAAAAAAGCAAAGAAAAAUACGAAAAAAAAAGUGAUAAAAAAAAGAAAAAAAAAGAUGAGUUGAGUUGAAGUUUGUAUUCUUUUCACUUUCUGUAUGCACUCCAUUGUCGUAGAAGCCGGUUGAUUGUUGUAAUAGUUUUUUGUGCUCCUUUAUCAUAUUUUUGAACUCUUCCUAGGAUCAGUUUGGUAUAAAAAAAAAUGUCUUCUCCUUUGUUUUGAAUCACCACAUCCUUUCUUUCAUAAACCAUCACCCAUCACCACGUUACAACCCAAUAAAAGUCCUAAGUGAUCUUGAUCAAGUUGUGCUUUGAUAAGGUGGAAGGAAGAGUGCAUGAUGACUAUAGAGUGUUGACUGAUUGGCUUUGGAUUUUGCAUGAAUUCUGGAAAGUUUCUUGAGCAUCUCACUAGGUCAUUUAGAAUUGUAAAAUACAUCUCUAUUAAUGACAUGUGAGACUUGGUAAUUGCCUUCUGAGUUGGGCUUUGUGGUGGAUACUUGAUUCGAAUUUCUUGGGGUUAUCUUGUAAUGGAAGGGAAUGUUGGUAUGCUUGGUGAGUAAAAGGGGAUUUUGAUCACUUGUAGCUGAUUUGGUUUCUUGAUAUUAAUUUUCCUUGAGGACAAGAAAAAUGUAAGUGUGGGGGAGUUUGAUGAGCUAGAAUUUGUGCUUCAUUUUCAUAUUACUUUAUUAUAAUUCUAUGCUUAUUAUUUGCCUAAUUGAGAGGUUUGAAUUAUAUUUUGUGUUAAAAAUGAAUUUUAGAGUGCAGGGGUUUUAGUGGAAGAAUUUGAGAUUUAUUUGGGCUAAAUUGAGAAGAUGACAAGUUGAUGGAGUUGUCUGAAGUGGAGUUCCAAAUCUAUGACUCAUUUAAAGUGGAAAAAUUGCAAAUAAGGCCAAAUCUUGUGAACUUAGCAGCCCAUAUGUGAUAAUUGGAAUUGGAGCUGAAGUUUAUUAAAACCAAGAUACUCUUACGUAGCUAAAUAAAAGAGGAUUACUCCUCUUGACUUGUACGGCACCAGCAACCCAAAUCCAGGAAGAAGAAAAAAAAGAGAGAAAAGGCCCAAGAACAAAGGAAGCUGGAGAGGGUUGAGGGGUCGGGGGCUCUAUUCUUUUUGGGGGCAGAUCCAUCUAUUCGGCAGUAACGGAGCGGAUUCUGGCGGCCAGGAGGGAGAGCUGAAGCCGGACAGUCGGGGCUGCUGAGUCGCUCAUAGCAGCCUGAAGGAGGAAGGUUGGAGGUUUAGUGUUGCUGUUCAGCAUAUGAUCUCCGCCAAACUGGUUGGGACCGAAAGAAGUUUGCUGAAUUCCUGAUUUCUCUAAGGCAGCACCGAUUCUGGUUUCAAGUUUCUAUUUAAAUUCUCCGUAUACACUAGUUUAAGUUCUGAAUUUGCUUCUUACAACUUUAAAUGCUUACAGCUAUUCGGUAUUUUUUUUAGAUGAUUGGAAUAAAUUGCUAUACUCUUAUUGUCUUAGUUUAUUUUUCUAUGAGUAGCUAAAUUUCUUAGUCCAGGAGUAUGAUAAAGUUGCUAUGAUUUAGUAUAAGAUUGUGAUUUUAGUUAUGUCAAUUGGUUGAGUUUUAUCCAUUGUUCUUAUUCGCUUAAUUUGUUGUGUUAAUUUUUGGCCAAUUUUAAUAUGACUAAUCAAGUUGUUUGAGUGGAUUAAUAGAGUACAUGCCAUGCCUAUUAAUUCGAGCUCUUUUGGAUAAAAGAAUAGAUAAUUUGGCUGUCUUGUUAGGUUAUCUAUUUGGUUCUUAAAUCGGGUUUCCGUAGUUCUUUUGUGAUUAAUGGAUUUUAACUAUUGAAUUAAUUAUUUCCUAUUGAUUAAUAGUUAAAGUACGUGACUUAUUCUGGACGCCAUACGGAAUAGUCAUAUUUUUGCCUAGAACGAACCCUCAAUUCUAAUUAACUAACUAAAUCACAAAUACUAAAAAUUAGCGACUGAUUCAUAAUCCUGGACUACCUUUUAUCUUGCUAAGUUCACAAUUGUUUUCCCGUUAGUUGUUCAAUCAUUUUAUUUUCAUUCAUUUAAAUUCCUUGCAUCCAUUUUAAUUCAAGCUUUACUUUUCAGUUUCAAAUCAAACAAAUUCAAAAUUGAUUUUUUUUAGUUAGAUUAAUUUCACUUUUAUUUUUAUUAAUUAAUAGCUUUCCAAUUACUUAGUUGCAUUUUCCCCGUGGAUUCGACCCUUACUUGAGCACUAUACUACUGCGACUCGUGCACUUGCGAGGACUUAUAAAUUGUCUAUCAACUUUGCUCUUGUUGGGGAUGAGAGAUUGUGAGGUUGAAUCUUCCCAACGUAAGCUUUUUCUUGUUUUGUGUUGUGGAGUUUGAAUCUCAAGAAUGCUUGUAGUAUGAAGUUCAGAGCAAAAAGUUGUCUUCCUUGUUCUUCUUCGUGUAGCUUAUAUACUGAGGUUGUCUGCCCGUUGGAGGAGGAGACAACUGCA
This is a messenger RNA of Cuscuta epithymum, 7450 nucleotides long. The record is from the annotation of a GenBank genome assembly. Lineage: Eukaryota; Viridiplantae; Streptophyta; Magnoliopsida; Solanales; Convolvulaceae.